This is a messenger RNA of Gasterosteus aculeatus aculeatus (three-spined stickleback), 1917 nucleotides long. RefSeq names its product succinate receptor 1-like. Lineage: Eukaryota; Metazoa; Chordata; Actinopteri; Perciformes; Gasterosteidae. Gene Ontology annotation, biological process: G protein-coupled receptor signaling pathway. Gene Ontology annotation, cellular component: plasma membrane. Gene Ontology annotation, molecular function: G protein-coupled receptor activity. The record is from RefSeq and is a predicted model, not a curated record.
CUCUGCAAGGGGCAUUUUAUAUCUCAAAACCAGCUGGACAGCUAGCAGAGAGAGAAUAGAGUGACCUGAUACCUCAUUGCCAACAUUUUCCCUUUUUUGAAGUGCCGUUUUCUGUUUUUUAUUUGGACAUAUUUUUCACUCUUGGUAAAUUGCAUCAGUACCCUGAGAAGCCAGUGUUGACUGUUUCCAGUGUACAGACAGGGGCUGAACCUGCUUUGUACUCUCUACGCACGUUAGCAGCAGCUACUAGAACCACAUCAUGGUGCUGAAUUGUACAGAAAUCGUUGACGUGCUGGAGAGGUACUACCUGUCGCCGUCUUAUGGCAUCCAGUUCUGCAUUGGCUUCCCUGGAAACCUUUUGGUUAUACUCGGCUACAUAUUUUGUUUGCCAAAGUGGCAGAGCUGCAAUAUUUACCUCUUCAACCUGGCCGUCUCCGACCUUAUUUUCCUCUGCACGCUGCCACGCCUCUCAUACCUCUAUGCAAAUGACCAAUCAGAGACCAGUCCCUACGCUUGCGUAAUCAACCGCUAUAUCCUACACGUCAACCUUUACUCGUCCAUCCUGUUCAUGGUUUGGCUCAGCAUGGACCGCUUCCUGCUGGUACGACAUCCAACACAGAACCACUGGCUGCUGAGGCCACGGACGGCCCUGAUCGUCUCCGCGCUGAGCUGGCUGGCCGUCAAUGUGGAGGUCGCUCCGAUGAUAUCACUGAUGGUCCACGACCUUCGGAGUAGAAACUGGAGCCGCUGCAAGGACUUUGCCAGCCUUAGAGGAGAUGUCGAUGCGUUGGGCUACAGCCUGGGGCUAACCAUGACCGGUUACCUUCUCCCUCUGCUUGGACUUUGUGGCUUUUCCUACAAAAUCGCACAUCUGCUACGUAACCAGGAAAGGGCCCUGCAGGGCAGGACGGGGUCAUAUAAGCGGCCUCUCAGGGUUGUUGUGUCGGCUGCAGUCAUGUUCAUGGUUAUCUACACUCCGUACCAUGUACUGAGGAAUGUCAGAAUAGCAUCUCAACGGGCCUGGGCGGGGAGGGAGCUGUGCACUGAGAAGUAUAUAGAGGGCCUGUACAUCGUGACCCGACCGUUGGCCUUCUUGCACAGCGUCAUCAACCCUGUGUUCUACUUCCUGAUGGGAGACAAGUUCAGGGAGAUCCUUUUCACUAAGCUGAGAAAGCUGGUCAGGAAGAGACAGCAGCAAAGAGAGUCGAGCUGACUAAAUCCAACACAAGGUUCCUACAUACAGUAUGAGGGGCAUGUUGAGAUCGUACAUCCAAAUUAAAUAAAUGCAUUAUCUGGAUGAAAACAAUUGCUUUUUUAAGAGUAGCACUCUGUUUCAGCAAGCAUGGCAGUACAGUAUGUGCUGUAUGCUGGUUUGUAUUUGUAUCUGUAUUUAACAAAAAAGAAGCACUAUUGGUUAUUGUUAGAAAAUGUUUACCGUUGUGAAAUCAUUGAACAGGACAUUUAUUAAAUGCUUGAAAGCAUGAAGCAGAGUUGAAACACAUACAAGUCAUGAUUCAAAGCUACUCAACGCUUUCCUUCUACAGCUUUGAGUUACAUAGUCUGAGGUGACAAACAUCUGUGUCCUCCUGCUCAGGGGAGGGGGGCUGGAUCAGCUCCCACUGGUCAUCCUCCACAUCAUUGUCAUUCAGGAUUUAUGAAAAAUUCACAACACGAGUUCCUUGGUAAAAUAUCUAGAUCCUGCCUCACAAAUCAUCCUAAACUUCUGUUUAUCACAGGAAAACCAUGUAUGAGUUCCAGAGGUCACAGACCUUCUGUUCACUCAGAAGAGUGAACCUUAUUUUAAUUUAGUUGUUGUAUUUGGACAAUUUUUGGUCAUUUGUACUCAUAUUUUGUGCAAUUGAAUCAGUAUUCCACUGUAUUAUUUUUAAAUGCAAUAAAGCAUUACUCAAUUAACAA